This is a messenger RNA of Harmonia axyridis, 661 nucleotides long. RefSeq lists its product as uncharacterized. Gene Ontology annotation, molecular function: odorant binding. The transcript has 2 exons. Lineage: Eukaryota; Metazoa; Arthropoda; Insecta; Coleoptera; Coccinellidae. Bases 108 to 524 code for a protein of 138 amino acids. The record is from RefSeq and is a predicted model, not a curated record.
AAAUUUUGUUAAGUACCAUAUUUUCCUGAAUUAUGUUCCGAACUAUAAAUUACCAACCACGAAAACAAAAAUUCAAACACUUGUAGUUACUGAAAAACCUUGGUAAGAUGAGAUACAGCCUAUUGAUCUUUUCGGUGAUUUCAUCACUUUCUUUCUCUUUGGCUUGUCCAAAAGAAGAUUGGCAAAAACAAAAGCAAGAUGCGCAAGAAAAAUGUCAGAAAACCGUUAAAAUUGAUCCAAAGAUCGUAGAAGAUAUCAAAACCAAUGGAGUAGAUAAACCAGACGAAACAGUGAAGGAAUUCAUACUCUGUUUAGCAUUUAAUAAUGGUUUCAUUGACAAGGACGGAAAUUUACAAAUGGACACGAUAAACAAACACCUCAAGGAGCAAGGUGUGUCUGAGGAGAAGAUAGACGAAGCAAACGAGAAAUGUGAUAUCAAGAACAAAGAUGAUACUCCGUUAUUGCCUGUUGCUUAUUAUCAGUGCUAUGGUAAAUACUUACCUAGAGAUGUAUUAGUCAUUUGAUUUGGAUUAAUAUAUGGCAAAGUUCAUUUUUCUGUUAGUUCAAUCAACAAUUUUUUGCGAAGAGCAAUUGAGUUUAAUCUGAUUGUGAAAAAAUGCAAAUAUUUUCGUUAUCAACAAUAAACUGAUUAUUAUUAUUA